Messenger RNA from Hydatigera taeniaeformis, 555 nucleotides. Lineage: Eukaryota; Metazoa; Platyhelminthes; Cestoda; Cyclophyllidea; Taeniidae. The record is from the annotation of a GenBank genome assembly.
AUGCCGCGUCAUUACCGAAGUGGACGUUAUCGUCAAAGUCAACCGGUGGUGUCGGCUGUGACUGUUACGAUGGAUGGUGAUGAUGACGGCGAUGAGACGUUUCCGACGCUGCGCAGCAAGGUUGUUGUGCCUGCAGCCGCUCAUCAUCUUCUUCCAUUACCGUCGUCACCCUUCCUCCCGCCCUCGGAAUCCCAGCUUCUGCGGCAAGGUCAGCAACAAAGUCGGCAACGUCAGCGUGUGACAGAUGAGUUGGCUUUUGCGCAACACCACCUGGCGCUCUAUACAGGUUUCUUCAGACAAAUCCUUCUUCAUAAUGAUGGGAGUGCCAACUAUGACUGCGCUGCUCAUAGACGUUAUAUAUUGUUUAAAAUGAUCACGAAACAAUGUGAAGGUAAUUCGCCGCCGGAGGAAGGCGAAGCUGUUGAUGAUGAAGACGAGGAAGACAAUGACGAUGGAGACGGAAACGAAGAGGAGGAGGAAGAAAGGGCGCAGUAUUUCGAAGCAAGUAAUGGAAUGCCUCGGCAACUAGCACUGCUUCCCACACCAAGUCGGUGA